Messenger RNA from Aspergillus calidoustus, 1266 nucleotides. NCBI's taxonomy places the organism in Eukaryota, Fungi, Ascomycota, Eurotiomycetes, Eurotiales, Aspergillaceae. The record is from the annotation of a GenBank genome assembly.
AUGAUUACCUUCUUCCAUCAAAUGCCAGGCUUUGCGUUCCAGCUUCGUGCAAUAUGCGCUCUUUUUGCAGUGCAAGGCGCUCUCGGUUCCCUACGAACGUUCAACUUCACCGUUCAUACCGCCCAGCGCAGCCCAGAUGGGUACUCCCGUGAAGUCUACCUGAUCAAUGGACAGCAGCCCGGUCCAAUGAUUGAAGUUGACGAAGGGGAUGAUGUGGAGGUGUUCGUUCGUAAUGAGUUGCCAGUUAGCACUACUAUCCAUUGGCAUGGGAUACUACAGCGUGGAACACCGGACAUGGAUGGGGUCCCAGGAGUAACCCAGUACCAAAUACCCCCGGGAGGGAAUUUUACAUACCGAUUUUCCGUGGAAGACGAAUACGGGUUUUACUGGUAUCAUUCUCAUUUCCGCGCAUACUACAACGAUGCUAUACGGGGGCCCCUCAUGAUCCGGCCAGCACCCUCUCGUCGCCGACCGUUUGAAGACAUGGCUGCAAGCACGGUUGAGCGUGAACAGCUGCUACAGGCUGAGAGAGAUGCGGUAUCUAUCCUCCUGAACGACUGGACACACGAUCUGUCAGACACAAUCUUUAGCCGGUACCUCGAAACAGGUGCCUUCCCCAGCUGCAUUGACAGUAUUCUAGCCAAUGGUCUGGGCAGGGUAGAAUGCCUGCCAAGGUAUAUGCUCGAUGCAGGCCCGGGGUUAGGCCUGACGGACGAAGUCGAUGCCACCCAUCACGACAAUAGUGCGACAAUGACCACUUCCGUAAUGCAAAUGCCACCGAUGGCAAGAAGAAUGGAAUCGGUCGGAGAUAACCCCCACGACCAGAUGUCCAUGCCUCCGAUGAGCACAACCAACCCGUCAGAGUUAACCAUAUCCACAACGGGUGGGAUGCCCAUGCCCAGCCCAGAGACCAUGGGCGAGUCAAUGAGAUUGGGACCUCGAGGCUGCAUGCCACCUAUGAUGUUCAGACCGGGAUACGAUAUCAGCUUUCUGCCAGCAGAAACAUGUGUGAACACAACAUCACAACAGUUAGUAGUCAACGCAAAUGCAUCUCAAGGAUGGCUUGCCCUCAACCUUGUGAAUUCUGGAGCUGUUAGCAACCUUAAGGUUUCACUUGACAGUCAUUCAAUGCAUGUCUAUGCCGCGGACGGACUCUAUGUGACCCCGCAGGAGGUUAAGGUUCUUGAAAUCGCCCUCGGCCAACGAUACUCUGUGAUGAUAGAGCUUGACCAGUCUCCUGGCAACUACUACCNGUCACGGCCCUAG